Molecule: messenger RNA, 1704 nt
Organism: Sphenostylis stenocarpa
Lineage: Eukaryota; Viridiplantae; Streptophyta; Magnoliopsida; Fabales; Fabaceae
Source: the annotation of a GenBank genome assembly
AUGUCUUCCAUCCUCAAACACAAAAGUUCCAACCUUUCCCUUCUCCUCAAUAAUGACAUCAAGGGGAUUCUCCCCCACUUAGGUUCCCAUGAAAUUUCAAGGGUCUUGCUCAGAUGUCAGUCUGAUCACUCUUCAGCUCUCACUUUCUUCAAUUGGGUAAAAAAUGUUUUGAAUAUCACACCAACUGUGCACAACUACUGUGUAGUUCUUCACAUACUUGUUUGGUCUAGAGUGUUCUCACAGGCCAUGACGUUAUUGGUUGAAUUGAUACAAUUGGAUGACGGUGUUUGUGUCUCUUCAAAUGAGGGAAUUUAUGAGAAUCUGCUUGGGUGUACCGAGGAUUGUAAUUGGAACCCUUUGAUCUUUGAUAUGCUUAUCAAGGCUUAUGUGAAGGUGGGUAUGGUUGAGAAGGGUUUGGAAACUUUUAGGAGGAAUAUUGAGGCUUGUUUUAUCCCCAAUGUGGUUGCUUGUAAUUGUUUGCUGAGUGGGUUGUCUAGGUUUAGUUACAUUAGUCAGUGUUGGGAAGUAUAUGAAGAGAUGGGAAGACUUGGAGUACAUAGGAAUUCUUAUACUUUCAAUAUUAUGACCCAUGUUUUAUGCAAAGAUGGAGAUACCGAUAAGGUGACCAGAUUCCUGGAAAAGAUGGAGGAGGAAGGAUUUGAGCCUGACUUGGUCACAUACAACACACUUGUUAAUAGCUAUUGUAAGAAAAGUAGAUUGGAGGAUGCAUUUUAUCUGUACAAGAUCAUGUACGUUAGAGGCGUGAUACCUAAUUUGAUCACAUACACAGCCUUGAUGAAUGGUCUUUGUGGAGAAGGGAAGGUCAAGGAGGCUCAUCAGCUUUUUCAUCAGAUGGUUCACAGAGGGAUAGAUCCAGAUAUUGUGUCGUAUAAUACUCUUGUGUGUGGUUAUUGUAGACAAGGUAAGAUGCAAAUGUGUAGAUCAAUAUUGAAUGAAAUGAUAGGAAAUAAUAUUUGUCCUGACAGCAUCACUUGUCGGCUUAUAGUUGAUGGAUAUGCCAGGGAUGGAAAACUUCUGUCAGCCUUGAAUACAGUUGAGGAGCUUAAGAGAUUUAGAAUUAAAAUUCCUGAAGAAUUAUAUGAUUAUCUUAUAGUUGCAUUGUGCAAGGAAGGUAAGCCAUUUGCUGCUAAAAGUUUUCUGCAUAGGAUAUCUCAGGAUGACUAUAUACCUAAAAUUAGUACAUACAAUAAACUGGUUGAGUCUCUAUGUGAAUUCAAUAACCUAGAAGAAGCACUAAUUUUGAAAUCUGAGAUGGUAAACAAAAGCAUGAAAGUGAAUCUUGCUGCCUAUAGAGCUGUUAUAAGCUGCUUGUGUAGAGUCAAGAGGACUUCAGAGGCUGAAGGUUUGUUGGAGGAAAUUAUUAGUUCAGGUAUUAUACCUGAUGUAGGAAUAGUCAGGGCAUUAAUAAAAGGGUAUUGUGAGGAAAACAAGGUUGAUAAAGCUGUGUCCUUAUUGAAACUCUUUGCCAAGGAGUUUCAAGUUCAUGAUACUGAAAGCUACAAUGCAUUUGUUAAAGUCUUUUGUGAUGUUGGUAAUGUGGCCGAGUUGAUGGAGCUUCAGGACAAACUGCUCAAGGUGGGGUAUGUUCCAAAUAAGUUAACAUGCAGGCAUGUGAUCCAUGGAUUGCAGAAAGCUAUGGAGCUAGAUGACGAAAUUUUGGGCCAUGGUAUGCUUAAAGUCUAA